UGGAAUUCUUAACUAUCAACAGGAACUGACUGAGGAGCAGCAGUGUUGUUGCAAGCGUUAGAGCUGCCACUGCGGUCUGAACCUCCUGCAGUGGGGUGAUUAUGCGGCCGGCUCUGCGUCUAUAAAACGCGGCUUCAGCAGAGCUCAGCCCAGGCUUUUGGGGGCGCAUUCCUCGGAGUAGCUCUUUCGUCCUGUUUUCCCUGAUGGAGGGAAGCGGAGCUCCUGCUGAGGACAUCCUCCUCCGGCGUCCCUGGCUUCCCGUGAGCAUCAGUGGGUGCCAGCUCCUGACCAAAAGCUGGUUCGGUGAGACGGCGUACCAUAUCCUGCUCACCGACAUGCACUGUGUGUGGGAGGAGAGGAUGGACACAGCAGACAUCCAGAGCAGAGCACAGGAGCUUAACAGGCGUUUGCGAGCCCCAGUCAAAGCCUUCUUCACUCACCUGUGUGAGGUGGUUAAGCCCUGCCUGGCGGGAGUCGGAAGCCAGACUGAAAACGAGGUUCAGAUCUCGCUGACGAGACAGGAGGAUGGUAGCAUCAACAUGAGGCUGAAGAGCGAGCUGGCAGGGCUCCCUUUCUACUGGGAGUUUCACUGCACCCCUGCCCCAGUAGCUUUGGUGUGCAUUCAGCUAGUGCGCCCCCUGGUGACGAUGAGCCGCCUGCUGCAGCGGCAGGUGGAGCAGCUGGGAGGUCUGCUGGUGAGGAAGGACGCUGAGAUCCAGGACUACAGAGAGAAUGGAGCCACGCUCAGCAGAGAACGGCUGCAGACAGAUGUUUUUGAGGAGCAAACCCACAGAGAAGACUUCAUUGCAAAGGCUCUUCCUCUGCUGUGUUCUGAACAACAGGAAGCUCUGGGCUUCGAUGGCGAUCUUCAGGAGCUGUAUGCCGCCGUCGUCACUCACGGAAGUGCACGAAAGCGCAAACUGCCGGAGCAGCACUCUGCUGAGGAGGUCGAACACGGCAACAAAGAGCCAGAACUCGUCUUAAACGCUUCAGCCGGCGGAUCUGUCAGCAGUGAAUCGGCUGAUGGGAAUGAAAAACAGACCAACAACGGGGAGCCGGAAACACGUGGAGCCAAGAUGGUCAACAGACCCAAAAUGCAGCAGUCUCUUCCUGUCACAUCCACCGCUGCAGAGCGACCGGCCUCCAAACCGAAGAAGAAGAAAGUCGGCCUGUUCAGAUGAUCUCGAGCAGUAGGACGCACACACAAUGAUGAAUUUAGAAAAAGUGCCGUCCUUUAAAAACGCUUCUUAUUGAAUUUUUACACUCUUAAGGACAUUUUUACAAACCUACUUUUAAAAAUGUUUAGAUUUUAGACUAAAAGUGUCAUUAAAUAAAUAUUUUUUUCUAUUUUUACCAUUUUUGUUAAAAAUAGAAAUAGAAAAACCACUGUGAGAUCAGGUUUUCUUUUUGAUGAUUGUACUGAUGACUGACAGCUGGUAGGUAGGUAAUUUCUUGUUCUUUUUAGGUUUUAAUCAACGAUUAACCUUCAUGUAUCUUUAACUAGGUGUGAAAUGUUUUUAAAGAAGUCAUAUUGCCAAUUAAAGGUAUACAUGUAUUUUUAAUGGGUGUUUAUGUUUGUUAUUUGUUAUGUAAACCACAGAAUUUUUAAAAAAUUUGAACAUAAUAAGAGAUUAAACUCAAAAACAGCUUUCGAAGGAAUAUUAAGUUUUUAAUUUUAUAAAAUAAAAGCUUCAACUUUUCACUAAAACCAGCUUUCUAUUUUUCCGCCAAUCUUAAGUAGUUGCUUUCUCCGUGACCCAGACAGUCGGAGCACAAUGAGCAGACAGCGGUCGAUAGAGGAGCCGCUCUCCUUUUUCAGGGCUCAGUGAGAUGUUGACUCAAGGUGUUGCAGCAUGUCGGGAAUGCUAUUGAAGUUUUAGUUUGAGAAGUCAGUGUUUGCCUGCAUGGCUCCAAAGAGUUUCUGUGUGAGAGACAUUUGUUAAAAAAAUUUUUUUUGCAGUUUUCUGCACUGAAAGAGCAGGUUAUUGUUAUUCAUUUAAGUGACAAAUGCUGCUUUCAUUGUCAAAAGAAAGAAGGUGGUGAAACAUGAGGGUUGUGUAAUUCCAUUUCGGUUGUUUAUUUGCAAAAAUCAAUCAUAUCACAUCAUGAUUUUGUCUCUUUGAUCACCUGUGUGUUCAGAUUUGUUGAUCAGAGAUACCUGAGAGUAGCUUUGGACACCAGCCAAUCAGAAUUGUCCCUCUUUCACGACAGACAACACAGACAGAUGUUUCUGAAUGUAAAUGAGGGUUUAUUAAAUUAAUACAACCAGGAAAUAGAAUUACUGCUCUAUAAGCUUCUACAAGUUUAACAUGGCAGAAAAACUGUUUUUGAUCCACAGACUGUAUAUAGAAGAUGGAUGUAGCCACUAUGGCAUCACCCGAAUGGUAUUUGGACUCAAUUUGGAAGCUUCAGUGUUAGCAUUUUGGUUGCUGCAUUGUUAGUUUUCUUGAGGCAGAAGUGAUCACGUUUUG
Messenger RNA from Pelmatolapia mariae (spotted tilapia), 2471 nucleotides. It is a transcript of the gene nhej1, whose product is annotated as nonhomologous end-joining factor 1. Gene Ontology annotation, cellular component: nucleus; DNA ligase IV complex. The transcript has 9 exons. Gene Ontology annotation, molecular function: DNA end binding. Gene Ontology annotation, biological process: double-strand break repair via nonhomologous end joining. NCBI's taxonomy places the organism in Eukaryota, Metazoa, Chordata, Actinopteri, Cichliformes, Cichlidae. The record is from RefSeq and is a predicted model, not a curated record. Bases 204 to 1181 code for a protein of 325 amino acids.